AGAACCGCAGAAGAGAAAGCCAUCGAUGAAUGGCUCCCAGUCACUUCUGAACGGAAAGCCACGUGGUGGUACUCGGCUUUUCACAAUAUCACGGCCAUGGUUGGAGCUGGGGUCCUCGGUCUCCCUUAUGCCAUGUCCGAACUCGGCUGGGGUCCCGGUGUAACCAUAAUGAUUCUUUCAUGGGUCAUCACCUUGUACACCCUGUGGCAAAUGGUGGAGAUGCACGAGAUGGUUCCUGGUAAGAGGUUUGAUAGGUACCAUGAGCUAGGUCAGCAUGCAUUUGGUGAAAAGCUCGGGCUUUGGAUCGUCGUACCCCAACAAGUCGUGGUCGAAGUCAGUACAUGCAUUGUCUACAUGGUUACCGGGGGAAAAUCACUCAAGAAGUUCCAUGAUAUUGUCUGUCCACCGCCCAAGUGCCAAGAUAUUAGGCUCACCUUCUUCAUCAUGAUCUUCGCUUCCGUCCAUUUUGUCAUCUCUCAUCUUCCCAACUUCCAUUCCUUGUCUCUUAUCUCCUUGUCCGCAGCUGUAAUGUCCUUGAGUUACUCUACUAUUGCUUGGGUGGCUUCAGUGACUAAGGGGCAAGAAGCGGAUGUGAACUAUGGUCCAAGAGAGACAAGUACAACUGCAAUUACUCUCAGCUCUUUCAAUGCUUUGGGAGAUGUUGCCUUUGCCUUUGCAGGUCAUAAUGUGGUGUUGGAAAUCCAAGCAACAAUUCCUUCGACUCCUGAUAAGCCUUCAAAGAAACCAAUGUGGAGAGGAGUAAUCCUUGCCUACUUGGUUGUUGCCUUGUGUUACUUCCCAGUUGCAUUUUCCGGUUACUACUCCUUUGGGAACAAAGUUGAUGACAACAUUCUGGUUACCCUGCAAAAACCUUCAUGGCUCAUUGCCACUGCAAACAUGUUCGUCGUGGUCCAUGUCAUAGGAAGCUAUCAGGUAUACGCCAUGCCAGUUUUUGACAUGCUAGAAACAUUCUUGGUGAAGAAACUACGCUUCAAACCUUCGACUGUGCUUCGCUUUACCACUCGUACUAUUUAUGUUGGUGUGACCAUGUUCGUUGCCAUUGCUGUCCCCUUCUUUGGAGGCUUAAUGGGAUUCUUCGGUGGCCUUGCUUUGGCCCCAACAACGUACUACCUUCCCUGCAUUAUGUGGCUCGUUCUCUACAAACCAAAGAGGUUCGGCUUGUCUUGGUGUGCAAAUUGGGUCUGCAUCGUGGUCGGCAUUGUCCUGAUGAUUCUAGCACCUAUUGGCGGUCUAAGGUCCAUCAUCCUAUCAGCCAAGAACUACAAAAUGUUCUCUUAA
Coffea eugenioides is the source of this 1299-nucleotide messenger RNA. Its product is annotated as lysine histidine transporter 2-like. The record is from RefSeq and is a predicted model, not a curated record. Gene Ontology annotation, cellular component: plasma membrane. The transcript has 7 exons. Lineage: Eukaryota; Viridiplantae; Streptophyta; Magnoliopsida; Gentianales; Rubiaceae. Bases 97 to 1299 code for a protein of 400 amino acids.